Messenger RNA from Trichomonas vaginalis G3, 972 nucleotides. RefSeq names its product phage tail repeat-like family. The record is from RefSeq and is a predicted model, not a curated record. Bases 1 to 972 code for a protein of 323 amino acids. Lineage: Eukaryota; Parabasalia; Trichomonadida; Trichomonadidae. The transcript has a single exon.
AUGAACAAAGUUUUGAAAUCUCAUAAACACAAUAUCUCCGAUAUAAAUGAACUUCAAGCUACAUUAAAUAGUAAAGCUGACAAGAACCAUACACAUGAAUCCUUCACUACUGUUAGAGCAGACGACAUAAUAUUGAACUAUACCCUUGGUUCAAGUGCACCUUUAGAGAAUCCAAGUACAAGCGUAAAAGAUACACUAAACUCCUUAAAUAGUAAAUGUAUGAACAUUGAAGGUCAUGCCAGAAACUUUGAAACACAUGAACUACCAGCAAUGUUAGAUAAAAAAGCAGAUAAAGAACAUACACAUAAAUCCUUCACUACUGUUAGAGCAGACGACAUAAUAUUGAACUAUGAUUUGGGUUCAAGUGCACCUUUAGAGAAUCCAAGUACAAGCGUAAAAGAUACUCUUAACAAUUUAGAUAACAGUUGCAGGAAUAUCGAAGAUCAUGCCAGAAACUUUGAAGCAUAUGAACUACCAGCAAUGUUAGAUAAGAAAGCAGACAAAACAGAGCUUCAAACAUUAAAGACUGAAAUACUUCAAACAUUAUAUCCUGUUGGUUCUAUUUAUACGUCAAUGAAUUCAACAAAUCCAGCAACAGUUCUGGGCUUUGGUACGUGGAAGCAGAUUGUAGAUAAAUUCUUAUACUGUGCUAGAUAUUCAAAGCAAACAGGAGGUUCGAAGAAAAUUAAAGAAGCAAACCUUCCACCGCACACUCAUACAGGAACUACAAACACAACAGGUAAUCAUUCACAUUCAAUAACAAAAAGAGGUUAUACAAAUCUUGCAGCAGGUUCGGAUAGACAGGGAAUGCAUAGAUAUGAUAUUUCAAGUGACCCAGUAGAUUCAAGCGCAGGUAUUUUCUGUGGAACCACAGGAAAUCAUUCACACACUUUCACAACAAAUCCAACAGGCUCGGGUGCAGAUUAUAUGCCACCAUUUGUGACUAUAUUCGCAUGGUACCGCGUUCAAUGA